CCAAGUUCCAACAGGACAGUUUUUACGUUACGUUGAGCGCCUCCCAGUGCAAAAGUCGUCGUAUGGCUGACACCCUUAGUGUUGUUAGUUAACUAAGGUAAAUACAAAAGCCUGCAGACCUAUUGUUCUGUGUGUCCGUAUACUCAAGGGCAAAGUAUCCCUCAUACCUGUACGUGUACGUGCAGUACACUACCCACAUGCGAUUGCAGCCCGCUGAUGCUCGCCCGCAGCAUCGUGGGCAUAAUUACCUUACGAGAAAAUUAAAAGAAGCAAAGAAAAGUCAAAGACCAGAGGAGAGCGCGCUCAGCUGUGUAUAGCGUAUACUUGCAAGUGAGAGAAAAAGAAAAAUCAAGGGACGCAUAAAGAGAAGCACACACUUUCGGCUUUUACGAUUACCUGACAGAUGGGGUCGAUCGCUCGGGACUAAGGCCCGGCAGUAGCGUUCAUCUCCCUCUCUUUCUCUCUUCUUCUCGAAGUUACGAGAUUGAGGGAUAACGAGUCCUUUCCAUGCGUCUUUGACCAAACGCUCUUUUCCCUCCAUUCGGACGUGGAAAUCUGAAAAUUAUAACGACAGAGUAGACAGUAGCAGCCAAGAUGUUGAAGCUACUUGGAGAAUUGAAGGGCUACCUUAAGCCCCAGGAGAUCAGCACCGACUCCAUGGUGUUCCGCCUGCACAACCAGUUCACGUCUGUACUGCUGCUUGCUUGUUCUUUGAUCAUCACUGCCUCCCAGUUUGUUGGCAAUCCUAUCUCGUGCAUUACACCUGCGUCACUGCCCUCGCAGCCGGUGAACACCUUCUGCUGGAUUACUUCGACGUUCACUAUGCCCGAUGCGUUCAAUCGUGAGGUUGGCCUCGAAGUCGCCCACCCCGGUGUGACCAACGACUUCGGCAACGUCAAGGCAAGGAAAUACUACACCUACUACCAGUGGGUCUGCUUCGCACUGUUCUUCCAAGCAAUAUGUUGCUACUUCCCCAACUGGCUCUGGAGUAUCUGGGAGGGUGGACUGAUAAGGACCUUGGUCACGGGUCUGCAUCACACGCUCGAGCAAGAGGAGACUCUUUGCAAAAAGAAAAACGUCGUCAUGGAGUACCUUAUCACGCAUAUUAGGACGCACAAUGCGUACGUGUAUCGGUAUUAUGCGUGCGAGGUCAUCUGCCUCUUCAACAUCCUGGUCCAGCUCUUCUUCAUGAAUAAGUUCUUUGAUGGCGAGUUCAUUACCUACGGGUGGCGCGUGCUCUCGUUUACCGAUGCGCCUCAAGAAGAAAGAUUUGACCCGAUGGUCUACAUCUUUCCAAGGGUUACCAAGUGCAUCUUCCACAAGUUCGGUCCUUCAGGAACAAUACAGAAUCUGGACUCUUUGUGCGUCCUGCCUCUGAACAUCGUCAACGAAAAGACUUACAUUUUCAUCUGGUUCUGGUUUUUGGCUCUUACGACUAUGCUGGUUGGCCUGAUAAUCUACAGAGCGGCCAUUAUUUUCGUACCCAGCGUGAGGCCAAAGAUCCUGCAGAUGUCCUCGAGAAUGCUAGAGUACGAGACGUGUCAGAGCAUUAGUCGAAAAAUCGAACUGGGUGACUGGUGGGUACUGUACGUGCUUUCGUCGAACAUGGACUCGCUAAUCUAUCGUGAACUGCUUCAGGAAUUGACGAAGAGGAUGAGCGAGCACAUAUCGCCCGUGAGUCCAUAGGGUAAACUCUUGGCCGCGAUUAGGCCAGACGAUGGAAGGUUCUAUUACAAACGCGAUGAUUCUUAGCAGAGAGUUGCUUCAUCCUUCUUGUUGAUGGAAAAGCAUAGGUAAAACUAAAGUAUGGCGUGUGAAGUGUAGUACGACAGGAAUCGCUUUCUGGGCGUGCUAUGCUACCCGACGAUCGUUACUAUGAAAAUCGAUCUAAAAAUUGAGAGAAAAGAUAGUAUUGAUGUACAAAAAAUUUUCAUAUAAUAAAUUUUUAUAUUAAAAUUUUACAAAUAAAAAAGAACCAAUUAGAUUAAGUAGAACUGUAAGACAGGACCGUUGUAAGCAUACUUUAUAUUAAUUACACUUGACCUUCGGAUUUGUAAAAUCUAUACCGAUUGAUAACAAUUUAUGGUGAUUGUUCCCGUAGUUGAAAAAAUUUAUUGCUACACCAUUCGUUCAUUAAAUAAUUUGACGAUCAACAUUAUGUUAAGGUUUAAUUUACUUUUAAACGUCUGAGGGUAACACGAUGAUAGUUGUGAGACUAAAAUUUUCUCUGAUUUGAAGUGGUUAGGAAAAAGUAAUUUUUAGGUGCAAAAAUGUAAGACUCACACGCUGAGUAGUCGAGUUUCGUGCGUUUUUUUUAUAAUGAAACUAUACCGAGACCACGCGUACCUUCUUUACCGUCCGUUUUAAAGAAAUAGUAGAGAGUGCGCACAUGUAUUUUUAUAUAAUAUAUAAAAAAUAUAUAUAUUAACGAAGGUUAUUAAAACAAGACAAAAAGAAAUGUAAGUGCGUGAAAAAUUGGCCUAAGCGUUUUCAUCACAAGUAUUUCUCUAGAUACUUUUUGCGAAAAAGACCGUGCCAAUUUUUCGAACCCGACUCUUUAGUCGUGUUCAACAGAAUAUUUAUGGCUAUAUAGUAUGUACCACUGGUGGUAUUCCUAUUGCUGUUUAAGCGACUUCCAUUAACUUUCAUGGAAGCUUGUACUAUAUUAUUAUAUUAUUACUCGAUUUAUAUUAUAUAUACAUUUAUAAACUCCCACGGCUGCUGACUCCUUUGUGAUGUUGAGUUUGGAGAUUAAACAGCAGCUUGUCGCUAAGACUGACACGAAUUGUAAGCUCUCGAACAUGAGCGAGAGUUUCUCUCGUGUAUUAAAUAAUUGUUGCUGUUGAAAUUAAAGCGAGUAAUGCGCCAAGCACAAAAAAAAAUAUUUAUGUGAGACUUAAAUUUAAGAAUGAAAGGUGGGACCAAUUGGGUUUAAAGCAUUAUAAAUAAACCAAUUUCAUUUAGGAUAUUAUUGAAACAAAAAAUUAGUUUUACUAAGUUUUUCUUCUCUUUUUCGUUCCAACUAAGUUAAUUAUAAAUUAAGCCACGUAGUUUUCUUUCUCUUUUCCUCUCAUCAAACUCACAUGUAUGAUUACUAUUACUAUAACUAUUAUCAUUACUAUUAUGAUUAUAAUGAUCUGUAAGAUUGGAGGAUUAAAGCUGAUUUGAAACAAAA
Copidosoma floridanum is the source of this 3175-nucleotide messenger RNA. It is a transcript of the gene ogre, whose product is annotated as optic ganglion reduced. Gene Ontology annotation, molecular function: gap junction channel activity. NCBI's taxonomy places the organism in Eukaryota, Metazoa, Arthropoda, Insecta, Hymenoptera, Encyrtidae. The record is from RefSeq and is a predicted model, not a curated record. Gene Ontology annotation, cellular component: plasma membrane; gap junction.